UAGUGGAGAAGCCCUUUCUGAGCAAAGAGUAUUUUUUCUCUCUCUUCUCUCUCGAUUAUUCUCUCCCCUGUUCAUCAUCUUCUUCAGCCCUUUGAAUAUUCAUAGGUUUCAACAAUCCUCCCUCGUUGACCCUAAACAGAAAUGGUGGAAACAAGCUUAGAACGAAUUCAGGAAUCCAGUUACGAUAGGAAAAGCGAAUUGAGAGCUUUUGAUGAUACAAAAGCAGGAGUAAAAGGGCUUGUAGAUUGUGGUAUGGCAAAAGUACCGAGGAUUUUCAUUCAUGAGGAAUACAAGCUUGAGAGAAAUCGUAACCAGGAUGCGGGCAACUCUAACAUUGGUAUUCCGAUUAUUGACCUGACAGGCAUCAAUGAAGAUACAAGUUUACGGAGGGAAGCAGUAAAAGAAGUUGGAGAAGCUUGCGAGAAAUGGGGUUUCUUUCAGGCAGUCAACCAUGGAAUUGCUGCGACAACUUUGGAAGACAUGAUCGAAGGCAUUCGCAGGUUUCAUGAACAAGAUAGUGAAGUUAAGAGGGAGAUUUACUCUCGAGAUUACACGAAAGAAGUGAAUUAUAAUAGUAAUUUUGAUCUGUACAGGGCAGAAGCCACCAAUUGGAGGGAUUCUUUGACUUGUGUCAUGGCACCUCGUCAACCUCAUCCUGAAGAAUUGCCUACAGUUUGCAGAGAUAUAUUGAUCGAAUAUUCAAAGAAAGUAAUGAAAUUCGGUGACACUCUGUUCGAACUGCUGUCAGAAGCUCUGGGUCUCAGCCGCAGUCACUUGAAAGACAUUGGCUGCGGGGAGGGACUUUUUGUCCUUGGCCAUUACUACCCACCAUGCCCUGAACCGGACUUGACUUUGGGUACUAGCAGCCACACUGAUAGCAGCUUCUUCACCGUGCUUUUACAAGAUCAAAUUGGUGGACUACAAGUCCUCCAUGAAAAUCAAUGGGUAGAUGUUACCCCUAUUCAUGGAGCUCUUGUGGUAAAUUUGGGUGAUAUGUUACAGUUAAUAACAAAUGAUAAAUUUAAAAGUGUUCAUCACAGAGUGCUUGCUAGCACUAUAGGUCCAAGAAUUUCAAUAGCAAGUUUCUUUAGAACACAUCUUCCACCAGAGAAUGCCUCUAGGCAAUAUGGACCAAUCAAGGAGUUGCUAUCAGAAGAAAACCCUCCAAUCUACCGGGAGACCACUGUAAAAGACUAUGUGUCACACUACCACUCAAAAGGCCUUGAUUGUAGAACUCUUGAACACUUCAGGCUAUGAUUAAUUAUCUUGCCGCCGCAAAAUACGUUGUGUGUUUUGCCAGGCUUGUUAGCACUUUCAAGUGCCGAAUUGUUCUAUGUAUUAAAGCUACUGAACUUAUGGCAGAGCACAAGCCUUUGCAUUGCAUACUAGACUAUUAGUAGACAAUAAGGCAGUGAGAUGAAUACUGCAUCCUAAUAUCACGUUUCAUGUAUUGCUUUGAUAAUUACUUAAUCAUCAGUUAUCUUACUAAUCUGUGCUAUAA
This is a messenger RNA of Theobroma cacao (cacao), 1501 nucleotides long. RefSeq names its product 1-aminocyclopropane-1-carboxylate oxidase homolog 1-like. The record is from RefSeq and is a predicted model, not a curated record. NCBI's taxonomy places the organism in Eukaryota, Viridiplantae, Streptophyta, Magnoliopsida, Malvales, Malvaceae.